Messenger RNA from Ectocarpus sp. CCAP 1310/34, 2375 nucleotides. The record is from the annotation of a GenBank genome assembly. Lineage: Eukaryota; Phaeophyceae; Ectocarpales; Ectocarpaceae.
CUCGAACGUACCAUCUCCGCGGACGGGAAGGCCGACCGGGAGAUCACGAGCCGCAGCUAACGAGCGUGGAAGCGCUACCGCCGGAACGGUGCUUCGAUGUACGACAGGCGACGGGCCAACCGCCAGCUCAAGAUCCGGCUACUCCAGGCUGAAGUGGUGGAGACUCUCCUGUAUGGGUGCGCCUCGUGGAGCCUAACAGCGGAGCACUACACGAAGCUCAAUGGGACCCACCGCCAGUUCCUUACACGGUGCAUCGGCUGGAGCAAGCGGAAACGCUCAGACUGCCCCCUGCCCUAUGCCCAGGCCCUCAUCCAGGCAGGCUGCGAGGAAACCAUCGAGGCCACCGUGCGCAAACGGAGACUGUGUUUCGCGGGCUUUAAAAUGCGCAUGAAAGACAGCCGCCUCCCCAAGCGCAUGCUGGAGAGCGACUGGGUGUCUCGUCUAGGAGAGGACCUCGUGGCCUUUAACAUGGGAGACGAAAACGAAGGGGGUAAAUGGAAAGAGAGCGCCAAGGAUCCGGAGGUGUGUUACAACAAGGUCGAGGANACCAUCGAGGCCACCGUGCGCAAACGGAGACUGUGUUUCGCGGGCUUUAAAAUGCGCAUGAAAGACAGCCGCCUCCCCAAGCGCAUGCUGGUAGGAGCGAUGGCGGGGGGCGUGGGAUACCGGGGCGGGCAGGAGAGCGACUGGGUGUCUCGUCUAGGAGAGGACCUCGUGGCCUUUAACAUGGGAGACGAAAACGAAGGGGGUAAAUGGAAAGAGAGCGCCAAGGAUCCGGAGGUGUGUUACAACAAGGUCGAGGACGGGGCGGCAUUGUUCAUGAGGAAAUGGCACAGGCAGGAGGCGGAAGCGUCCGCGAAGCGCCAGCGCGCGAGGGAAGCAGAAGCAGAGAGUACGGCCAUCUCAGGACGGACGAGAAAGAGAGCCGGGGAAGCGGCGGUGGGGGGGGGAAACGGCGACCGGGCACUGCUGUAGAAGCGAGUAGCGGUCGAGGCAGCACUUGUGGCUAGCAGAUACGAACAAGAGCUUGUGGCAAACUAUGUACCCGGCUGAUGUUGUUGCGCCCUGUUUCCCUCCCUGCUGUAUGCUAUACUCCUUUAUGUAUGUCCUUUGUUGCCUUCGGCCUCUGUGCUGUGUUUCUCUUUUUUUCAUGACCUCCCUANUACACCCGAAAUAUAGGGGAAGCCACUACUAGCCUAAACAUGUACUUACGAAGUAUAUGUGCAUCAUGAUGGAUACCCUUUAGUCUACAUCCCAAAUAUAGGGCAAACCAUUGCCUCAGCCACGUCAAGGGGUCCGUAGGCUAAUGGAUAAGCCGCUGCCCUUCGAAGGCAGAUAUUGUCGGUUCGAGUCCGGCCGGACUCGUAAACCUUUUUGUACAUUUUCCGUCCCCUUUUUUUUUCUACAGAGUAGAUACACACCUGUUUGCUCCGUUACUCCCAUGCCCUGGUGCGUGGUGCCUGGUGCUGAUACGUUACCCUUUGAUUUUUUCUUGUUUGUGUAUGUACUCGGCAGGAUACAGAUNGGGGUUACGCAGAUAGAUAUUGUACAUGAUGGGUGCGAUGGACUUGACGCGUAGGCUCUGCUUACCUGCCCAUGUCUCUCACUCGUUAAUAGUUAAUCAAGGAACUUGAGUCACUCCUUUGUGCAACACGCUCUCGACAAGAGCCCGCGAGCGUGAUAACAUAGUACACGCGCCGACACCCCAAACAUUUCUUUGGGCGGGUGUGGGAAGUGUCCUCCUAUAUUUUUGUUUUUUCGAUUUUCUUAAUAUCACACAACAAAUCCAUCUCUAUCUAUANAGAAUAGGGUAAGAUGUUAUCAUGAACGGAGAUGAAAGGGCUUUUCCAACACGGAGAUGUAGCAUGGAUCAAAGCAUUUGUUGGAUUUCAGCUUUUACAAGCGGACAUCAACGCAGUAGUAUUUUAGCAAGCUUACGAACGCAUAUAGGAUACCAUCAGGAUUGUCAUUGGGCAUGAGGGGGGAGGGCGCAGAUGGAGAAGAGGGAAGCAGCAUCUACAGGAGUAAUCUAGAUCCGCUUGUCCCGAGAGCUCAGCUUUCCAGGUGCUCAAGGUGUUCUGCAAGCUGUAUCGGAGGACAUACAGCCACGCACGUGCAUGUAGUCUACAGCACCUUUGCCACGAUUCCUCGCAAACCCAUUCAUCAUUCGGUUGGCUGGCUACUGUUGUUGCUGCUGCUGCUCCUGCUGGUGAUCCAAGGCGGAGAACUAGAGAUAGGCUCCAGUCUCCUCCCGGCAUCGACUUUGUUGUCGGUCUGGUGAAUCGCAGCAAACGGCAACGGAGAGGCUUCCAUCACCGGUCCCACUGAAGGGGGCCAGUCACCAGCCAACCCCCCGCCUGGUUGUAAGAAAACGC